GGGCAUCACGCUGAAGAUGAACGAGGAGGGCCGCUGCAUCGUGGCUCGCAUCAUGCACGGCGGGAUGAUCCACCGCCAGGCGACGCUGCACGUGGGCGACGAGAUCAGGGAAAUCAACGGGAUGCCCGUGGCCAAUCAGAGCGUCGACAUCCUCCAGAAGAUGCUGAGGGAAGCCAGGGGUUCCGUCACCUUCAAGAUUGUACCGUCGUACCGCAGCGCUCCGCCCCCUUGCGAGGACUGGUCCCUACGCAGUGGAAUUAAAAAGCAGAUAUACGUUCGGGCUCAGUUUGACUACGACCCGCUCGAGGACGACCUCAUCCCGUGCGCACAGGCGGGCAUUGCCUUCAAGACGGGCGAUAUACUGCAGAUUAUCUCGAAGGACGACCACAACUGGUGGCAGGCGAAGAAGGACCCCAACGGCACGGCCGGCCUGAUCCCGUCGCCGGAGCUGCAGGAGUGGCGCACGGCCUGCCUCGCCAUGGAGAAGAGCAAGCGUGACCAGGUGAACUGUUCCUUCUUUGGGCGGAAGAAGAAGCAGCACAAAGACAAGUACUUGGCUAAACACAACGCAGUCUUCGAUCAGCUAGAUCUCGUUACGUAUGAAGAAGUUAUAAAACUGCCAUCAUUUCGGCGGAAGACCUUGGUGCUCCUAGGUGCGCAUGGGGUAGGGAGGCGACACAUCAAGAACACACUCAUUGCCUCACAUACAGACAAAUACGCCUAUCCUAUACCACAUACUACUCGAAGUCCACGGAAAGACGAAGAUAAUGGGAAGAACUAUUACUUUGUAUCGCACGACGAGAUGAUGGCGGACAUCGCUGCCAAUGAAUACCUGGAGUAUGGCACGCACGAGGACGCCAUGUACGGCACGAAGCUGGAAACCAUCCGCAAGAUCCACAGCGAAGGCCGAAUGGCGAUCCUCGACGUCGAACCGCAGGCCCUCAAGAUCCUCCGCACGGCCGAAUUCGCUCCCUACGUUGUCUUCAUCGCCGCUCCAUCGCUACAGAACAUGACAGAUUAUGACGGAAGCUUAGAACGGCUGGCAAAGGAGUCGGACUUGCUCAAGCAGGCGUACGGCCAUUUCUUUGACCUGACCAUAGUGAACAAUGACAUCGAAGAAACAAUCCGACAGCUGGAAAAAUCGAUCGAAACUAUGAAUAUGACCCCGCAGUGGGUACCCGUGUCCUGGGUUUACUGACAGCCCGCCCCUCCCCGAGACAGUCCCUCUGACUGCUAUUGCUGUGGAACGACGCGGAGCAAAGAGGCCAACAGGCGGGCCCACCAACACCACAGGAGGUGAUCCCGCGGCUCUAGAACCACCGCACCGCCAUGACCUGUGUGCCACAAUCAAAGUCUCGCAAAACAUAAAUGCCUCAUACUUAUUAUAAGAUGAUAUUACAAAAAAAUAAUAAUAAUAAAAAUAAAAUAUUAAAAAAAACAAAAAAAAUCUCAAAAAAAUAUAUAAAAAUCUCUAUAAAAAUAGCAAAGUAAAUACGAUGGUGUAUUACAGCCAAGCACAGCACAUACAUGUAUGUCACUAGGAAUGUUGCAUUUUACAAGUGGUAAUGGAGAGGAUGUGGACAAGCCAGCCUUAAUGAGGAUGAAAAAUAGAGAAUAUAUUUUGUGGCAAUUUGCUCAACUUGGACUUUUUCACAUAGGUGCAUAUAUUUAUUUGGUAGAAGAUGCCACUAUCAAAUUUAUAAGGUAGAGUAGUGACUGGGAACUUCAGGCUUGCGUUCGAAGCCGGGUUGUAAUGGCGUUCGUUAGUCAUCCCAAUUGUAACGUAAGGAAUUUGACGUUCGUUCUUUCGCUCUUCGCGUUCGGAAAAGGUUACACCCGCGUCAUUGUUUUCAAUCUGAUUUUUGUAAUAUGCUUAAGCAUUUUUUCGUUUUUUUAAGAUGGUUUAAAAUGUUAAUUUGUUGGAUCAUUCAAAUUGUUAUUAAGUGGUUGAUUCAAAGUAAAAUUAUAACGAGGAUGGCGCCUUACUAGUCAUUUAUUUUCUAACAGUUUACUUUCUUUGGAAACUAAAAUCAUGCACCAUAUGCUUUUAUCAGUCAACUGUGAUUUCGUUUUUUGUGUACGUUCCCUCUAUAUUUAUUUAUUUAUUGUACGCAGUUUGAACAACAGUCAGUAAAGGUAGAACGAAUGGUGCAAAAGUGGCAAAAAAUAUUCUUUUGUAUACAGCCAAAGGGGAAAAAAGCUACCCUAGGGAAUAUUUUCUUCACGCAGAUAUUUUUUUUCUUCCAUAACCAAAGGCUAGAGAUCCACAGAGCGGACUGACAGCCAUCCGAGAGCAGAGCCUGUGUGAGCCUAUGAUGUACCAUGGUUGUGUGUGGUUCUCGACAAAAAGGAAUAAAAAUAUAAAGAUGGUGGUUGGCUUUUCGAAUAAGGAGACGGACAUUGAGGCUAAUAAUUUAAAAAAAAAGGAAUAAAGCUUGUUAAGGGACUCUGAAAAGUCUUGGGGGAGAGAAAGCUUGGCAAAGGUGGUGUUCUGUUGCUAUGAAGUGUGUCACGUGACCCCGCGAUUGGGUACGGUGGAAUGGAGUGUUCGAAGCGUUGUUCCAAUCAAAGACCUCUGUUCUGAAGAGGUAACAAUAGAAUCCAGUGGAGAUGAAUAUAUAUUUGUAGGAUGUAAGAGAAUAGACUAGAGAAAAUAAAACAAAAAAAUGGUUGCACCCAAGCACGACAAACUCUGACAACUGGAUAAUCACGGUGGGAAUAGCGAUGUCUUUGAUGAAUUCUGGAAAAAAAGAAAGAAAAAAUGAAUCAUCACCAAAGUACCCUUCUUAUUUGUAAGGAGGAUGGACUGAUCUGUGUACACUUAUAAAUAUUGUUUUUAUAAGCAAAUAAAGGUUGAACCAGUUGUUCCUUGUACAUGGAAUUUAAUUAAUUGUUAUAUAGUUGCAGUGCAGGUAGUAUGCCAGUUAAUGCUGAUGUGAGACAGAUGACACUAGCAAGUGUGUAUAUUUCGGUCACUCGGUCACCUGCUAUGUUUCUUUUAUACAGUACUAGAUUUGUAAUAAGUUUGAAGUGCGAGAAUGUUUACAGCGGAUCGGAUUUCAGACAGAGGCUAAACAAGGUUGGGUUCGAGCAAGAUUGAUCAUUGAGGUUUUGAUUAAUUAGCUGAUCUUCAUGGUUUUGUGCAUUUGCUUGCUUUUGGAAAAAAAUGUAUUCAUUAUUGUUUCCAAUGUCCUGUUCACACUUUGAAAUUUCAGAAUAGUAACAAAUUAACGGUUAAUUUUCCAAAAAGGAAUUUACAGAUUUGACAACCUUGUUUAGAUUUCAUAAGUACGUUUAUGUCCUGAUGACAUCCUGUUUAUUAUAUUUUUUCGUCUGAUUUUUUGUGCUGUGUAUUACGCAGAUUUGUACAUUUAUCCUUGAAUCUUGUUUCCCCGACCAAGCUUUGCAGGUUCUGUGGGUUUGUUGGAUGGAUUACUGUUAUUAUAAAAAAAAAACAACAACUGAGUAGA
Molecule: messenger RNA, 3470 nt
Organism: Penaeus vannamei (Pacific white shrimp)
Lineage: Eukaryota; Metazoa; Arthropoda; Malacostraca; Decapoda; Penaeidae
Source: RefSeq, a predicted model, not a curated record